Vitrella brassicaformis is the source of this 1764-nucleotide messenger RNA. The record is from the annotation of a GenBank genome assembly. NCBI's taxonomy places the organism in Eukaryota, Vitrellaceae.
GCGCGUUCGUCCCUGCUCCUUCGUCGAUCCCCAUCGCUCUCCCGUCCACUCCCGGCCGCGCAUCUGUCCCUCUCGCCUGCCGCCAUGCCUGUGCUGCUGACGGCGUUCGCUGUCAGUGUGGGAGGGAAGCUCAUAGCCCUCGCCACGAGCAAGGCCGCCAUCGGCUUCGCGGCCUUCUAUUUGGGCUGGCAGGGGAGCGGCAUCGCCGACAAGGCCGUCGAGAAGGCGCUGGACACCUGGAAGCACCUCAAUGGCGAGAGAUCCGCCUCCCCCCCGGCCGACUCUCCCGCUCCCUCACCGCCUGGCCCACCACCUUCACCAUCGGCCGCCGCCCCACCGACCCGGGACCCCCUCAGACGGCCGCCCAAGACGUUUGCCUCCGCGGAAUGCCUCAUUCCCCUUGACGGCAAAGAUGGCGGCACUGAGGACGCCGCGUGCCACCACAACGAGGCCGGCGUCAUCGCCAUCGCUGACGGAGUGUCGGACAUCAAGCCGUGUUACGGCUUCUCGGCCCGUCUGCUCUCCAGAUGGCUGAUGAGCCGCAUUCGGGAGGUCGCCCCGCUGUACGCCAUCAGUCGCUGGACUGAGAACCGCGCCGUCGACAUCCUGCUGCAUGUGUGGGGCGAGAGGGCCCUGGGGGAGGGCCAGCGAGGCGCCUGCACCGUGGUUGUGGUGGCCAUGGUGCGGGAUUCGUGGAUCGACAUCGACAACCUCCACGUGGCGGCCUGGGGCGACUCGGUGGCGCUGCUGCUGCGUCGGGACCGGUUCGGCAAGCUCUUCAUCCUCUACAGGAGCGGGAUCAUGGUGGAGCCGAGCCUCCCGGACGUGCCGGUGCAGCUCAGCGCCCUCCCCCGGACAGUCGGCUGGACAACCACGACGAGAGUGAACCCCUCGCCGGCCGUUCUCCGCCGCAGCCUGCAGCAGCUCAAGUGGAGCGUCCAGGAGGGCGACCUGCUCCUGGCGAUGACGGACGGCGUGAACGACAACCUGUUCCACGAGCAGAUCGAGAGCGUUGCCAACCAGUACGAGCCGUACGCCGAGCCAGCCGUCAUCGCACAGGCCAUCUGCGAGGCCGCCCACAGCCACAGCGUCACACCCACCAGCGUCACCCCCUUUGGCACGCUCCGACAUCGACAUGGGGGGAAACCUGACGACAUUUCAGUGGGGGCGGCCUGGGUGCGGCGAGCGGCAGGUGGCGAUGACGCAGCAUAUGCGGCAGCACAACAAGAGUUGGUGCCCCGAUGGCUGUGGCCCCAGCCGCCGAGGGACAGAAGGAGGGAGAGGGGGGAGCGGGCGAGGGAUAGAUAGGCAGGCCACUGAGUGAGGCCGGCGAUUUCUCAGGCAUUCGUUUUGUCGGUCAAUCAAGAGGGAGGAGGGUCGGGGGGAGGGUGCGAUGGGGUCGGUUGGUUGGUGCGCAUGAGAAGAGGCCGGGAAUGUGGCAGAUAGAAACAGCCAGGCCGGAGGUCACGUGCGGGGAGCUCGCGGUGAGGGAACGAGUUGCGCGAGUGUGCGGCCAGUCAGAGGGUAAGUGCCUGUGCUGUGGGAUUAAGUCUGUCGGUCUGUUUGUCUGUCCUUGUCUGUGUUAGCAUUCAUUCGGCAUUUUGUCGGUCUGUUUCCUCUUUCGGUCGCCGUUUUGCUUUCGAUUCGUUUUGCUUUCGAUUCGUCAAUCAAGUGGAAGUGAAUGGGGCAGGGGUAGGGCAGUUUGUUCGUCGGACAGAUGCGGGUGUGCAUCGUUUGUGUGGACUCAAUCGCUGGGGCUGCGGG